Molecule: messenger RNA, 2438 nt
Organism: Prunus mume (Japanese apricot)
Lineage: Eukaryota; Viridiplantae; Streptophyta; Magnoliopsida; Rosales; Rosaceae
Source: RefSeq, a predicted model, not a curated record
UCGAAAUGAUAAAGAUGAUUUGUCUUAUUGGUUAUUUUAUUAGUUUUAGUUUGAGCUUAAAUGCAGGUCAUCUUGAAUCAACGAAUGAUAGUGAAGUCCGUGGAAUUGGGGCCUUAAGUCAACGUCAUACUCUGUCAUCCAUAUUUACUUGAACAAAUCACAACAACAGAAAUUUGAUUCUUAAUUACUCCAAAAAUUUAACAAGCAAAAACAAAAGUUGAUUUUGAUCUGAUAUCUUUUUCGAAUCUGUGGACAUUAGAAAUCUGAAACGAGGAAAGAGAAAGAAAGAGAGAGAGGGGAAGAGAAGAUGGGUUCUGAGGAUGAUGAAAGAGCACUUUUGGAAGCUUAUAUUUUGCAGAAUGAAGGCAGUGGCCUCUACGCCGGAGAUGGUUCAGUUGACUCAAAGGGGAAGCCUGCUCUCAAAAAUGAUACUGGACAGUGGAAAGCAUGCUCCUUCAUUCUUGGUGAUAUAUUGUCUUCAACAUUGCUCUUAUCUGUCCAAGAUCUUCUGUUUCUAACAGUUGUAAGAUCAAAUACAGGUACCUUUUUCUGUGAACGCUUGGCCUUCUAUGGGAUUUCUACCAAUCUUGUCAACUAUUUCAUCGAGAAACUACACGAAAGAACUGUUGUUGCUUCAACAAAUAUUACUAAUUGGAAAGGAACUUGCUAUAUUACACCCCUCAUUGGGGCCAUCUUAGCUGAUACUUAUUGGGGAAGAUAUUGGACAAUUGCUGGUUUCACCACAGUCUACUUAAUUGGAAUGUGUACACUGACUCUCUCAGCAUCCGUCUCGGCACUGAAGCCUGCUGAAUGUGUUGGCUCUGUAUGUCCUUCAGCUACUACUGCACAAUAUGCAGUGUUCCUCACUGGACUAUAUCUGAUUGCAUUAGGGACCGGCGGGAUCAAACCUUGUAUAUGGCCUUUUGGGGCGGACCAGUUUGAUGAUACCGAUCCCAAGGAAAGGGUGAAGAAGGGAUCCUAUUUCAACUGGUUUUACUUUUCUCAAAACAUUGGUGCUAUUAUAGCAAGCAGUGUACUGGUGUGGAUUCAGGACAAUGUUGGUUGGGGAAUUGGAUUUGGAAUUCCUACAGCGCUUAUGGGUGUUUGUAUUGCAAGUUUAUUGAUAGGCACACCUCUAUAUCGAUUUCAGAAACCAGGCGGAAGCCCUCUAACAAGAAUAUGCCAAGUUUUGGUUGCAUCAUUCCGCAAAAGGAAUCUAAAGGUGCUUGAGGACAACAGUCUCCUUCAUGAAACACAAGACAGAAGCUCUGCCAUUGAAGGCAGUCGUAAACUGGAGCACAGCAAUGAGCUAAGGUGCCUUGAUAAAGCUGCCCUGAUAUCAGACGCUGACAUUGAACAUGGGGACUUGUGUAAUCCAUGGAGGCUUUGUACCGUUACACAGGUGGAGGAACUGAAGAUUUUGAUCCGCAUGUUUCCAAUAUGGGCAACAGGAAUUGUGUUUUCUGCUGUGUUUGCCCAAAUGUCCACACUAUUUGUGGUACAAGGGAAGCUGAUGAAAAGAACUCUGGGUUCUGUCACCAUUCCUGCGGCAUCUCUCUCAUUUUUUGAUUUCGUAAGUGUUAUUAUCUGGGUCCCCAUCUACGAUAGCAUAAUCAUCCCAAUCGUUAAAAAGUUUACAAGCAAGGAGAGGGGCUUCUCGCAGUUGCAACGGAUGGGAAUUGGGUUGUUUGUAUCGAUUCUAUGUAUGGCAGCUGCUGCAUUGGUAGAGAUUAAGCGAUUGCAGCUUGUCACGGAGCUUGGAUUGGAAGACGAAAAGGUUGCUGUACCGCUUAGUAUACUUUGGCAAAUUCCCCAGUACUUCUUGUUGGGCGCUGCAGAAGUUUUUACGUUCAUCGGACAGCAUGAGUUCUACUAUGAGCAAGCUCCAGAUGCCAUGAGGAGUUUGUGCAGUGCGUUGUCUCUUCUCACAAAUUCAUUGGGGAAUUACCUCAGCUCUCUCAUUCUGACAAUUGUAACUUACGUCACAACAAAGGGUGGGAAGGCUGGAUGGAUUCCAGAUAACUUGAAUGAGGGCCAUCUUGAUUAUUUCUACUGGCUUUUAGCUGGACUCAGCUUCUUAAAUUUGGUGGUGUACAUGGUCUUUUCCAGAAACUACAAAGAGAAGAAGGCUGCUGCUGCUUAAGAUCUCAACAAGGCAUUCUUUCAACUUAAGAUCUCUUCUCACCAAGGGAUUGUUUCCUAUAUUAUCAUUAUAAAUAGAAGUUUGAUAUGUAACAAGUUUCCAAUGUGGCAUUAUUUUUGGAAACAAUUGCUUACAAUUACAACUAUUGUUGUAAAAGAAUGAUGUAUCUAUAAUCUACAUAUACGUUGUGUAUAUGAGCAUUACAUGCUCUGCAAUUGUAAGUUUCCUUAGUCAAAAGGAGUAUGUGAUUGGAUUGACGAUGGUUAAGUAAUUUCUCAACCAUCAUUCUUCCAGC